Messenger RNA from Syngnathoides biaculeatus (alligator pipefish), 987 nucleotides. RefSeq names its product TM2 domain containing 2 (gene tm2d2). The coding region runs from base 50 to 790 and encodes 246 amino acids. Lineage: Eukaryota; Metazoa; Chordata; Actinopteri; Syngnathiformes; Syngnathidae. The transcript has 4 exons. The record is from RefSeq and is a predicted model, not a curated record.
UCAUUCUAAAAAAGAAGAAAUCAUACACAAACAGACAUGGAACCCCCUAAUGAUGAUGUCUUUUGGUGCGAGUGACCGGACCUUAUGUGUUACUUUGACGGUGAUCAUGAUUUCUGUCAGCUAUAUUCUGCUAUGUGGACAGUUGCUCUUAUUAGUUACAGUAAUUCUUUUACAAUGUUUGGAAGGCAUCCAGUCUCAAAACUCGUCGACCACUGAUACAGCUACCACAUCCCCUAGUCCUGGCUCGACGCUGCCUCCUUUCUCCUACCAGACCUCCGAAACUGUAAAAUAUGAAAUCCCAGUGGAAAGUACGAAUUAUACAGAUGCAUUCGAGUACAAGGCUAUGUCACCUGUCGUCCUCUGCAGUUAUUUGCCAGAGGAGUUCAUCUACUGUCAGGACCCUGUGGAUCAUGCUGGAAAUCAUAGCGCUUUACUGGAGAUGGGCCAUGGGUGUGUUGGGUGGGGAGGACAGACUCAAAAAGAAGUGAACCACACACCAGUUGUCUGUACUGCGCUUGAAGACAUCGAAUGUGCUGGCCCCAGAGAAUUCCUGAGAGGGAGAGUUCCUUGCAUCAAAUACACCGGACACUAUUUCAUCACCACUCUGCUCUACUCCUUCUUCCUUGGUUGUUUUGGGGUUGAUCGUUUCUGCCUGGGCCACACAGGGACAGCGGUGGGGAAAUUGCUCACACUUGGAGGUCUGGGAAUCUGGUGGUUCGUGGACUUGAUCCUGCUAAUUACUGGUGGCUUGAUGCCUAGUGAUUACAGCAACUGGUGCACUUACUACUGACCAGGAGAGUAAAACCUAAAUUUGGACACUUUCCCAUUAUGUAUAGUGCAUGUUUAAGAGAACUCCAGACAUCAAGGGAUCUCGGGCUUCCCUACCCAGCAGAGAUCCUGCAAGCUUUCCUGGGAUAAAUAAAAAAAUACCUCUGUACUACUGUUUCUCUUACCAGAAAACAAAUUAAAAAAAGAACAUUGAAUCCA